Macaca mulatta (Rhesus monkey) is the source of this 636-nucleotide messenger RNA. It is a transcript of the gene MGP, whose product is annotated as matrix Gla protein. Gene Ontology annotation, biological process: regulation of bone mineralization. Gene Ontology annotation, cellular component: extracellular region. Gene Ontology annotation, molecular function: calcium ion binding. NCBI's taxonomy places the organism in Eukaryota, Metazoa, Chordata, Mammalia, Primates, Cercopithecidae. The record is from RefSeq and is marked validated.
UUCCACUAACAUCCUGUAGGAGCCUCUCUCCCUACUGCUGCUACACAAGACCCCGAGACUGACCUGCAGGACGAGACCAUGAAGAGCCUGGUCCUUCUCGCCAUCCUGGCCGCCUUAGUGGUGGUAACUUCGUGUUAUGAAUCGCAUGAAAGCAUGGAAUCUUAUGAACUUUAUCCCUUCAUUAACAGGAGAAAUGCAAAUACCUUCAUAUCCCCUCAGCAGAGAUGGAGAGCUAAAGUCCAAGAAAGGAUCCGAGAACGCUCUAAGCCUGUCCACGAGCUCAACAGGGAAGCCUGUGAUGACUACAGACUUUGCGAACGCUAUGCCAUGGUUUAUGGAUACAACGCUGCCUAUAAUCGCUACUUCAGGGAGCGCCGAGGGGCCAAAUGAGAUUGGGGGAAGAAAAAAUCUCGCUUUUUCUGGAGUCUGGCACCUGAUUUUGUAUCCCCUUGUAGCAGCAUUACUGAAAUACAUAGACUCAUAUACAAUGCUUGUUUCCUGUAUAUUCUCUUGUCUGGCUGCACCCCUUUUUCCCACCCCCACAUUGAUAAGUAAUGAAAGUGCACUGCAGUGAGGGUCAAAGGAGAGUCAACAUAUGUGAUUGUUCCAUAAUAAACUUCUGUUGUGAUACUUUCA